GCGCUCUUCCCCGCGCCUGCACGCGGCGUGCCGGGACAGCAUGCUCCGGGUCCUGCUCCUCGGCGUGCUGGCCCCCGCCGGUCUGGGGCUCCCUGCGCCCCCAGAGCCUCAGCCACGCGGCAGCCAGUGCGUCGAGCACGACUGCUUCGAGCUCUUCCGGGGCCCCGCGACCUUCCUCGCCGCCAGCCAGGCCUGCGAGGGGUUGGGGGGCCACCUGAUGACCGUGCGCUCCUCAGUGGCGGCUGAUGUCAUCUCCCUGCUCCUGAGCGGCGACAGCGGCGACAGCCCGCGCCUCUGGAUCGGCCUGCAGCUCCAGGCCGGCUGCAGCGACCAGGGGCAACUCGGGCCCUUGCGCGGUUUCCAGUGGGUUACCGGCGACGACCGCACCAGCUACAGCAGGUGGGCGCGGCUCCACGUCGACCCGGCGCCUCUCUGCGGUCCCCUGUGCGUCGCAGUCUCGGAAGCCGGGGCCCUAGCACCCGGCGAGCCGGCCUGGGAGGAGCAGCAGUGCACUGCAGAGGCCGAUGGUUUCCUCUGCGAGUUCCACUUCGCAGCCUCCUGCAGACCCCUGCUGGUGGAGUCUGGCGCCGUGGCGGCCGCCGGUGUAACCAUCACCUAUAGCACCCCGUUCGGGGCCCGCGGCGCGGACUUCCAGGCGCUGCCGGUGGGUAGCUCCGCCGCUGUAGCGCCCUUGGGAGUGGAGCUGGAGUGCGCGGCGCCGCCAGGAGAGGCCGAGGCGCGUUGGGGCCGGGAUGCGCCUGGCGCCUGGGACUGCAGCGUGGAGAACGGCGGCUGCCAGCACACUUGCAACGCUAGCGCCGAGAAGUCGCACUGCCUCUGCCCCGCGGACGCCUACCUGCAGGCAGACGGGCGCUCCUGCGCCGCAUUAGCGGAUCACUUGUGCCACAAACUCUGCGAGCAUUUUUGCAUUCCCAACAGCUACGUGCCCGGCUCCUACUCGUGCAUGUGUGAGACGGGCUACCGGUUGGCUGCCGACCAGCACCGGUGCGAGGACGUGGACGACUGUAUCCAGGUGCCCAGUCCGUGCCCGCAGCGAUGUGUUAAUACGCGGGGCGCCUUCGAAUGCCUCUGCAACUCUGGCUUCGAGCUGGUAGACAAUGAGUGCGUGGAGUCAGUGGACCCGUGCUUCGGGAGUAAGUGCGAGUACCAGUGCCAGCCCGUGGGUCAAACUGACUUCCGCUGCAUCUGCGCCGAGGGCUUCGCACCCAGCCCUCACGACCCACACAGGUGCCAGAUGUUCUGCAACCAGACUGCAUGCCCAGCUGACUGCGAUCCCAACAGCCCAACUUCCUGCCAGUGCCCCGAGGGCUACAUUCUAGACGACGGCUUCAUAUGCACGGACAUCGACGAGUGCGAAAAUGGAGACUGCCCCGAGGCCUGCCGCAACCUCCCAGGCACCUACGAGUGCAUCUACGGGCCUGAUUCGCCCUUCGCCGGCCAGGAUGUCACCGACUGUGACCCCACCAAGGUGAACAGUGACGGCGACAGCGGCUCUGGGGAACCCCCAGUCACCCCGACUCCGGGCGCCACCUCGAGCCCCCCACCUGUAGGGCCCUUGCAUUCUGGAGUGCUCAUCGGCAUCUCCAUCGCCAGCCUGUCUCUGGUCGUGGCGCUUUUGGCGCUCCUGUGUCACCUGCGCAAGAAGCAAGGCGCCACCAGGGCGGAGUUGGAGUACAAGUGUGGCGCCCCAGCCAAGGAGGUGGUGCUGCAGCACGUGCGAACCGAGCAGAUGCCUCAGAAACUCUGAGAGGCCUCCUCCCUGGCCCCUGCUGUUGGCUGGGCCUUCCCUCCCUCCUGCCUCUCCCCCUCCCCCAACCUUACUCCCUGGCCACCUAUUCCAAAGCACUUUAGCUGGCAUCAGAACUGGAGAAGAUCAGGUUGCCCUUCUUUUGCUGAUUCCACACUUGGCUGGGGAGUGGGGGUUGGAAGGAGUAUGCGCCCCAGCCACUUCCAUGACAUCAUCGGACAACUAGGCAGAGAUGACAAUUUAUAGCGAAGACACAGACUACAGAGUGUCCCAUGACCUCACCAAGGGGCACGAGAGGGGUGGGCCUCCUUGGCUGGCAGCCUUUGGGUCAGACUUUUGAUCCCGUGGACUAGUGAGUGUAAUCAAGGUGUGGAUAAUGACCAAGAUAUUUAUUUUUUAAGUAUUUAGGAUGGCUUUUUUUUUCUUUGCUUUUGCUUCCUCCCCCACCUGUAUGUCUCCAGUACCCACUUUGUAUCCCUCCCUCCCUCCCCCUUCCCUAUCUGUAUAUUUAUAUAUUUCUACUCUUCAGGUGGCAGUUAAACCAUCUUGGUGGUUUUCCCAGCACUCUCACGUUGCUGAAGCCAGGCCCCAGUUUCCUUCGUUGUUCCUCCCAAUUUUCCCCUCCUUGGAGCUCAGCCAACCCACCUGGAAUGUCCCUACCUGGCCACCCUCCUUCUGUUCUUCCAUGUCUGCCUGGGCAAAGCUCUUAUGUGAAAUAGAAUCAAAAACACUACAAUCAAGGUUGGUUGGGAAUUUAUUUGCUCUUGAACCAGGCUUGCUAAUUUAUCCUGAAAUUUCAGGCUUCCAGAGUAAUAGCAUUUUAACAAAAGUUAAGAUGUGAGAGGCAUUCAUUGAACUAAUGUUGCUGGACUGUCAUAGAAAUUCAACCCAAGGAG
Molecule: messenger RNA, 2664 nt
Organism: Odobenus rosmarus divergens (Pacific walrus)
Lineage: Eukaryota; Metazoa; Chordata; Mammalia; Carnivora; Odobenidae
Gene: THBD
Product: thrombomodulin
Exons: 1
Coding region: 41-1768 (575 amino acids)
Cellular component (GO): membrane
Molecular function (GO): calcium ion binding; transmembrane signaling receptor activity
Source: RefSeq, a predicted model, not a curated record